AUGCUAACUAAAAGACUAUUUCGAGUAGUUUCCUACUUUUUGUUCAUAUUAUUCACUGUGCUGGUAUUGCUAUUGUUUGCCAACAAACACGAGAUUAUAGAAUUGAACAAGUAUGUGCCGUUUGAUUAUUUCUCAAGUGCAGCUCCAGCAUUUUUUCAACCACCCCCCAACCUGUUUCUUUUAGAUAUUGCAAUAAAGAACUGCUAUGCGUACAAUUACAACAAUGCCAAUUGUGGCAAACCCGAUGCUAAUUCGGGCAAAUAUGGCGACUUGUCAGACAGUAAUGGUGGGUGGAUUCGAUUGAAAAAGGACCUAAGUUUAGGCAAGUCCUGGUUCAAAAAGCAGAUGCUUUCGGUAAAGAAAUUAGAUAGCACCCAAUUUCAAAAUUUGCUUAGAGAUAAACUUGUUGAAGAUUCGGUGAUUAUUGAUUUUGCCGUUUAUGAUUCGAUAGAUGACUCCAAAAUUAAGGGAAACCUGUUGAAAUUGCCACUCAAGAUAAUCGAGAGCUUCAACGGAAUCCAGUCUCUGAAUGAUGACUCAAAUCUAAUUGCCCCGGAAGAAGAAGAGGAGCAAACGGAAAAACACAAUGCCCAAACGGAAGAAGAAAGGAUAGAGGAAGAGAGGCAAAGGGAAGAAAUUAAGGAGAAACAGGAGAAGGAGGAGAAGGAGCAGAAGGAGAAAGCCGAAGAAGCUAAAAAAUUACUUGAGAGUGAACAAGAAUUUCUGAAAGAGAAACAAGUUGAAGAAGGAGAAAAUAGCAAUAUUGAGAAACGAUCAGAGAUGGAGGCUAAAGAGUCUUUGGAAAAAACAAAUUUAUACAUCCCAACCAUGAAGGAGGUUAGUGAGCGCGGAUGGACUUAUAAAUCCAAUGGAAUUUGGACGAGAUAUGGAAGCCACAAUAAAGAAACCGCUAUAAAUGCAGUGGACAUAUUGUUUGGCUAUGAGGCCACAGAGUUAAGGCCAAAUUGGAAGUUGUUGAAAAAAAAAAUCAAUGGCAUUUCAAGUGAGUCAGAUUUGCCAGCGUAUUUAUCAUUCCGUCGCGGCCCAAAACUCGACUAUAAAAAGAAGUAUUACACUCCUUUGAAAAUGAACAAGGAUGAUCAAUUCAAAAUACUUCAAGUUGCAGAUUUGCAUUUUUCAACUGGGUAUGGCAAAUGUCUUGAUCCCGUGCCAACUGAGUCUGCUAAGGGCUGCAAAGCAGAUUCGAGAACUUUGAAGUUUAUCAACGAGGUACUUGAUAUAGAAAAACCGGAUAUGGUUGUUUUGACAGGCGAUCAGAUAUUUGGAGAAACAUCUCCUGAUUCCGAGUCUUCUGUGUUCAAAGCCUUGAGUCCCUAUGUUAAGCGUAAGAUACCCUUUGCUAUAGUCAUGGGAAAUCAUGAUGCAGAAGGUUCAAUGAAAGCGAAGGAUAUGAUGGGAUUGUAUUCGGAUCUUCCUUACAGUCUCGCUGCUAUGGGCCCAGAAGAAAUUGAUGGGUACGGUAAUUAUAUUAUCACAGUACCGGGAAAAUCGUCUGAUUCAGUAGCAUUGUCGUUUUAUUUUGUUGACUCGCAUAGCUAUUCUUCGAACCCAAAGGCAUAUCCUGGGUAUGACUGGAUUAAGGAAAGCCAACUUGUGUAUAUGAAGGAAGAAGCCGCUUCCCUUAAAGAGGGGAUCAGGAAAUUUGAAAAGGAAACAGUUACAGAUGGUUCAAAAACAAUAACAAAGAAGAGUUUAUCAAUGGCUUUUUUCCAUAUCCCUUUACCAGAGUACAAAAAUAUUAAACAACCAAUGGUUGGUGAACAUCUCGAAGCGGUAAUUUCACCUCGGUAUAACUCCGGGGCUAGAUCUGUAUUUCAAGAGAUUGGCGUAAAAGCUAUAAGCGUAGGCCAUGAUCACUGCAAUGACUACUGCUUACUUGACCAAAAAGAUGCUGACACCGCAGGUGAUAAUGAUGGAAAUAGAAUAUGGUUAUGCUACGGAGGAGGUGUAGGCUUGGGUGGAUACGGUGGAUACGGUGGAUACGUUAGAAGACUUCGAAUUUAUUCUUUUGACACAGCUCGCGGUGAAAUCAAGACAUGGAAAAGGGCAGAGAAUGAACCUGGCAAAAAGAUUGAUGAGCAGAUUUUAGCAAGUGACGGGGAAGUGGUAAAUCUGUAA
Messenger RNA from Lodderomyces oxycetoniae, 2139 nucleotides. Its product is annotated as phosphoprotein phosphatase. Gene Ontology annotation, cellular component: cytoplasm. Lineage: Eukaryota; Fungi; Ascomycota; Pichiomycetes; Serinales; Debaryomycetaceae. The coding region runs from base 1 to 2139 and encodes 712 amino acids. Gene Ontology annotation, molecular function: phosphoprotein phosphatase activity. The transcript has a single exon. The record is from RefSeq and is a predicted model, not a curated record.